This is a messenger RNA of Danio aesculapii, 930 nucleotides long. Its product is annotated as olfactory receptor 146-like. NCBI's taxonomy places the organism in Eukaryota, Metazoa, Chordata, Actinopteri, Cypriniformes, Danionidae. Gene Ontology annotation, biological process: G protein-coupled receptor signaling pathway. The transcript has a single exon. The record is from RefSeq and is a predicted model, not a curated record. Gene Ontology annotation, cellular component: membrane. Gene Ontology annotation, molecular function: olfactory receptor activity; G protein-coupled receptor activity. The coding region runs from base 1 to 930 and encodes 309 amino acids.
AUGGACAACCUGACAUUUACAAACAGCAUUCUCCUCGUCGAGGGACUGAAAGUCACACCUCAGUCAUCACAACCUGUUUUCAUCAUGUUUCUCUUGGCUUAUGUCUUUGCAAUGAUAACAAAUGCUGGACUUAUAUUUCUGAUAUCAACAGACAAGAAUCUGCAUGAGCCUAUGCAUUUUCUGUUCUGUAACUUGCCACUGAAUGAUAUAAUUGGGACCACAGUUGUUAUGCCACGUUUACUUCAGGAUAUUUUAAGGGAAACUUCUGAACGUUUUAUAUCAUAUGUGGAAUGUGUUGUUCAAGCUUAUUUUGUGCAUAUAUUUACCGUAGCAUGUCACUAUGUACUGAUGAUCAUGGCCUUUGACAGAUAUGUAGCUAUAUGUAAUCCUCUGAGAUAUACAGCUAUAAUGACCAAUAAAAUGGUUAUUGUACUCUCAGCAAUUGCUUGGAGCUUGGCCAUUCUUUUGGUGACGAUUAUGUUAGGCCUCACAAUACGUCUGUCACAUUGUAGGUAUAAAAUUGAAAACCCUUUCUGUGACAAUGCCUCAUUGUUUAAACUGUCCUGUGAAAAUGUGUCAAUUAAUAAUGUUUUUGGACUUGUUUAUACUGUGGUUGUAUUCAUUAUGUCAGCAUUAUCUAUAUUUGUAACAUAUGUCAAAAUUGCUACUGUAUGUGUAACCAGCAAGAACAAAGCCCUCAACAGCAAAGCCAUAAAAACCUGCAGCACUCAUUUAGCUGUUUACUUAAUCAUGUUAAUUUCUGGAGCCACUUUUAUUUUCCUUCACCGUUUUCCUGAAUACUCUGACAACAGGAAACUAGCUAGUAUAAUGUUUCAUGUUGUACCACCAGGAUUAAAUCCUUUAGUAUAUGGUUUACAAAACAAAGAGAUUAGACAAAAGGUUGUGAAAUUAUGGAGUAGAAAGAAGUGA